CUUGAAUGGGUGGCUGUACUCUUCACUGAGCCCACGGCCACGGAGCUGGCCUUGCCAUACCGUCCGCCUUGCGAGCGUGCUCACGCACGAUCCUGGGCUCGUGCUUGCACGCGGUCGCAGCGUCAUCAAGGCUCCACGCCACGACAGGACCGGCCAUGCCGGGUGGCGUCCUCGCAACAUCUGGAGAGGUGGGCAAGGCCUCUGAGGAGGCGUGGGGCGUGCUGACGGUGAGCAACAAGAUCGCUCCCGCGGCGCCAAAGCGGCGUGCGCGUGGCGGCAAGGCCAGCCGCGCGCGCCGGCUCGAGAACUUCCGGCAGCACAAGGCUGCGGCACCUGCGGCUGCUCCUGCGAUCAAGUGGGAGCAGCUCGCCCACGGCCUCUUGCGUCAGCAACGCGCGACUCUGCGCGACGGCGCGCGAGCUGCCUGGGUGCGCAUGCGCGCCGCUCGCGCGAAGAUCGGCGCGGCGGUGCGGAGCGCGCGGAGGUGUAGGUCUCUGCUCGCGCGUCACCUCGAGUCCCUUCCCACUGCUUGAUCAAACCCUUGGCCCUCUGAUGUCCAGUGCAGCACAUGUCUCUUGGUGUGUGUGCUGUGGGCCCUUCUUGUCUCUGCAAUAGACCGUGUGAGGUAACACCUACCUACCUACAAUCGUCGACGGCAAGCUC
Messenger RNA from Emiliania huxleyi CCMP1516, 663 nucleotides. RefSeq lists its product as hypothetical. The record is from RefSeq and is a predicted model, not a curated record. Lineage: Eukaryota; Haptophyta; Isochrysidales; Noelaerhabdaceae. Bases 156 to 533 code for a protein of 125 amino acids. The transcript has a single exon.